Messenger RNA from Racocetra persica, 444 nucleotides. NCBI's taxonomy places the organism in Eukaryota, Fungi, Glomeromycota, Glomeromycetes, Diversisporales, Gigasporaceae. The record is from the annotation of a GenBank genome assembly.
AUCUGGUGGGCAGACUGGCGUUGAUAGAGGCGCAUUAGAUGUUGCCAGAGAUUUUAAUAAACUUGAAAUAAAUAAAUAUAAUACAACUAUUAAUUUUUCUGGAUGGUGUCCAAAAGGUAGAAAAGCAGAAGAUGGACAAAUUCCAAUGGAAUAUCCUCUUAAGGAAACUGAAACAGAACAAUAUUCUGAAAGAACGGAAUUAAAUGUUAAAGAUUCAGAAGCAACUUUAAUUUUGCUUUUAGAAAAAAAUGAAAUUGAUAGAGGAACACAGUAUACAAUAGACAAGGUUAAAGAAUUUGAAAAACCAUAUAUAAUAGUCUAUUUAAGUGAUAAUCAUCAAGAAAAUGUCAAGCGUGUUCUUGGUUGGUUAAAUGAACAUCAAAUAAAUCAUUUAAAUGUAAGUGGACCACGGGAGAGCAACGCUGAAGGAAUUUAUAAUAAAGC